This is a messenger RNA of Triticum turgidum subsp. durum (durum wheat), 1122 nucleotides long. NCBI's taxonomy places the organism in Eukaryota, Viridiplantae, Streptophyta, Magnoliopsida, Poales, Poaceae. The record is from the annotation of a GenBank genome assembly.
AUGAGAAUGCCUUCUCUAGUUGGCGCCGUGGUGGUGCUGCUGCUCAGGUGCAGCAUAACAGUGGCGGCAGCAGCAAGUUCCGUGAACAUCGCGCUGCCCGGCUGCAAGAGCAAAUGCGGCGAUGUGGACAUCCCGUACCCCUUCGGCACCACCCCCGGCUGCUACCGGCCAGGCUUCAUGGUCACCUGCAAUGAGACGCACGGCCCGCCGAAGCUGUUCCUGGACAACGGUGCCAGUCCAGGUCAUGGCCCUGAGGUUGUCGAGAUAUCUGUGGCGAACAGCACGGUGCGCAUUGGGAGCUGGGUUUCACACUUCAUCACCGACAACACGAGCCACGUGCAGCUGGCCUUCAGCCGAGGCUCCCCCUUCGUGCUGUCGGCUAAGGCGAACAGCCUCAUCAUCGUGGGGUGUGGCUUCCGUGUCCUCCUGCACAACGUUGACGGGUGGACAUAUGGCUCCUGCGCGUCUUUCUGUCCGAUCAAUAACCGCACCGGCGAGGCGUUCUUGCCCGACAAUCAAUACUUCAUGGACAUCCUGUCUUACCCUGACAUGAGCCCGUUCUUCGUUCCUGCCAUUGCAGCCUGGGGAUUGGGUGAGUUAUCCUGCGAAGAGGCUGCCCAGAGGCCAGAUUUUGGGUGCCGCAGCAAGAACAGUAUGUGCCUCAACUCCACAAAUGGCGCCGAAGGCUAUGUCUGCCGGUGUAGUGACGGCUACCAGGGCAAUCCCUACAUGACAAAUGGAUGCCAAGGAGGGCGAGGCCGUCUAGCAGCUGGAAUAAUUUUCUCCAUAGGAGUUGGCAGCGGCAUAAUUAUUUUGCUUCUAGUUCUUGCUGUCGUCUUUGCAAUAAAAAAGGUCAAGGAUCAGAAAGCAAAAAGGAUGAAGCAAUAUUUCUUCAAGCAAAACCGUGGGUUAUUGCUCCAGCAGUUAGUAGACACAGAUAUAGCCGAAAGGAUGAUUUUCAGCUUAGAAGAGCUUGAGACAGCAACGAAUAAAUUUGAUGAAGCUCGCAUUCUCGGUGGUGGAGGGCACGGCACAGUGUACAAGGGCAUUUUAUCAGACCAACAUGUCGUUGCUAUAAAGAAGUCCAAAACCGUAUCAAAAGAGAGAUCGACGAGUUCAUAA